Molecule: messenger RNA, 2083 nt
Organism: Phyllopteryx taeniolatus (common seadragon)
Lineage: Eukaryota; Metazoa; Chordata; Actinopteri; Syngnathiformes; Syngnathidae
Gene: wdr76
Product: WD repeat domain 76
Exons: 17
Coding region: 92-1843 (583 amino acids)
Biological process (GO): regulation of DNA damage checkpoint
Cellular component (GO): nucleus
Molecular function (GO): protein binding; DNA binding
Source: RefSeq, a predicted model, not a curated record
CACCGGGGCGUGUCUUGACAGGAACACGCGUGGGAUUCGUCAUAACGCGGCACUGGGAGCUUGUUACGAAAGUGCCUACAACAAAACCUAUAUGGCGACGAGACGUUCAAAGCGCGACGCUGCCGAGAAGGAGAUGACGCCGGUCCAGAUGGAAGGAGGCCGCAAAACAUCUCGAUUGGUACCCAAGCGCCUUCGGUACUCUCCUCCUCUUGCUGGACCACAACACGGGAGGAAGCAUCUGGUGUUGUUCACCUGGCAGAAGAGGACGCCAGUCCAGGGCGAGGAAGGAGUCCGCAAAUCAUCUCGAAUUGCACCCAAGCGCCUUCUGUACUCUGCUCCUCUUCCUCCUGCUCUACAACAAACCAGGAGGAAGCGCAAGAAGCACAACAUAGAAAACAUACAACACGAAGAAAAGGACUCUUCACAUGUUGACAACACUGACGCAGAGGUUACAAAUGUUCAAGGACUCUCUGCAUAUGAACUGGAGCGGCUGGAGAACAUCAGGCAGAACCAAGCUUUCCUCUCCUCUAUCAAUCUGUUUCAGGCAUCAGAGGACUUAAAGCGGUCGUCAGCAAAGCCAUCGCAGCGAGGUCUGACAAGGUCAAUAGCAGUGGUAAAAGAAGUCCUCCCAUCUCGAAAGUCCCUGCGUCUCCAAAACAAAGCAGCAGAGGUCUUCACACUUCCCCCUGAACCAAAUAAAACAGAUGUCCGAAAACAGCCCAAGAAGCCUGCAGGGCCUCUACCUUUGCAUCCAGUCAACAUGGCCGAAGGAAGCAAGCUACCGCCUCAAUUUCUCCAACUCUGCAUGGAGGUGUCUUCAAAAGAAAGAAGAGUGGAACUGGAUUUGGAAGAGUACUGCUCUUCGCUGAAGAAGAUGACUAUAAGUAAAGACCGGGUGGUCAAAAUUGUGAAAGAGCGCAUUUUCUCCGCAGCCUUCCACCCUACUUCAACUAGCCUCCUAAUGGCUGCUGGAGACAAGUAUGGGAAUGUCGGCCUCUGGAGUGUGGUUGGCAACUGGGGUGACCAUGGCGUUCUCCUGUUUGAGCCCCACACUCGCCCGGUGUGCUGCUUAGCCUUCUCCAGGUCGCACCCCGCUCAGCUGCUGAGUCUCAGCUACGAUGGAUCCCUGCGCUGCAUGGAUGUGGAGAAGGGUGCCUUUGAUGAUGUUUACAACAUUGAAGACGGCCUGAAAACCUUUGACUUCCUGUCACAUGACUGUUCGACACUAGUGGUGGGGGACUGGUAUGGAAACCUCGCAAUUGUAGACCGGCGUACUCCAGGAACUUCACACGAGUCCCACCACUCGCUGGACCCCAAUGUUCUGCGAUGUGUCAGCGUUCACCCUCUACAACAACAAUACUUUGCCGUGGCUCAGAGCAGGCAGGUGAGCAUUUACGACCUGCGGUGUCUGAAGAAGUCCAGCAGCCAACCCGUUUCGCAGCUGCCGGGUCACUCUUUAACUGUAUCCAGCUGUUACUUCUCUCCAUGUACAGGCAACAGAGUGGUCACUACAUGUAUGGACAACUAUAUAAGGAUAUUUGACACGUCCACCAUGGGGACUGAAGCCCCGCUGCUGACAUCCAUUAGCCAUUUCAUGAAGACCGGCCGCUGGCUGUCCAAAAUUUCGGCCGUGUGGGACCCCAAAAAGGAGGACUGCCUUUUGGUAGGCGGCAUGUCGAGGCCACGCAAUGUGCACGUGUUCCAUGAGAGCGGCCGCUGGCUACACAUGUUCAAAGACGAAGAGCGCCUCACCACGGUGCUGUCCGUCACGGCCUUCCACCCCGCCCGAAACGCCAUCCUGGGCGGCAACGCGUCCGGACGCCUGCACGUCUUCUCGGACUGACACUCUCCCCGCUGCGUGCUGCCUUCAGGGUUUCAGCAAUAACAAUGGUUGGAAAUAGUUCAAAGAUAAAUAAUUAGUUGUCAAAAACGUUACGUUAAGAUAGACCUAGUACUGUAUUUGUUUUUGUUUUUUUAUUACUUUUAUCAUUGUAAAGUAAUCUUUGUUUGUGAUGUGUUGCAUUUGCAUGUUUCAAAGUUUUUCCUUUUGAAACUGGUCAAAUAAAUUUCGGAAUAAAAUGUU